Magnusiomyces paraingens is the source of this 453-nucleotide messenger RNA. Its product is annotated as 40S ribosomal protein uS19. The record is from RefSeq and is a predicted model, not a curated record. NCBI's taxonomy places the organism in Eukaryota, Fungi, Ascomycota, Dipodascomycetes, Dipodascales, Dipodascaceae. The transcript is spliced from 2 exons. Gene Ontology annotation, cellular component: cytosolic small ribosomal subunit; ribosome. Bases 1 to 453 code for a protein of 150 amino acids. Gene Ontology annotation, molecular function: structural constituent of ribosome; RNA binding. Gene Ontology annotation, biological process: ribosomal small subunit assembly; translation.
AUGUCUGACGCUAACGAUCAAUCUCGUGAAGAACAACGCAAGAAGAGAGUUCUCAAGAAGUUCUCCUACCGUGGUGUUGACCUCCCCGACCUUCUUAAGCUCGAUAUCCAGGGUUUCAGUGAAGUCGUCCAUGCUCGUGCUCGCAGAAGAUUGAACCGUGGUCUUAACAAGAAGCCCAUGGGUUUGAUCAAGAAGCUCCGUGCUGCCAAGAAGGCUGCUGGUAACGAGAAGCCUGCUCCUGUCAAGACCCACCUCAGAAACAUGAUCAUUGUUCCUGAGAUGAUUGGCUCUGCCCUCGGUGUCUACAACGGCAAGCAGUUCUUCCUUGUCGAGGUCAAGCCUGAGAUGGUUGGUCACUACCUUGGUGAGUUCUCUAUCACCUACACCCCCACCAGACACGGCAGACCCGGUAUUGGUGCCACCCACACUGCCCGUUUCAUCCCCCUGGCUUAA